Messenger RNA from Amoebophrya sp. A120, 619 nucleotides. The record is from the annotation of a GenBank genome assembly. Lineage: Eukaryota; Dinophyceae; Syndiniales; Amoebophryaceae.
GCCGCGGCGCAGCCCGACCAAUCCGGGGCCGCGGGUAGUACCGUGGUGCCAGACAGUGCUGCUGCGUCCGAGAGUGCGAGCGCCGCGGGAAGCAAGGACCGGCCCCACCAACCGUUCCGUCCGGGAGAUCCUCGCCUGCGAGGUGCGGGCGGCCCCACUCCAGCCAACUCGAAGCCGAAAGUGUUUUCGGAUAGUAGUACCAGUAUGCAGCAAGACCAGCAGCUCCGUGUCAACAGCUUUGGCAGCGCCACCGGCUUUUCGCUUCCCUCUCCACCCAGUGGAAGCUCUCUGCUGGACGAACUGGGGGGCGGACGAAGACCGAUCGAGUACUCGUUGAACACUUCGCCGUCGCUAUCCAAAGAAGCACCACCGUCAGCAACGUCCUCGGGAACCGGCUCCGAGCGGCUUGGCUCGCGAUCUGGUUUGGCGCCCUUGUUGAGCGGCUCCGGAGCACCUCUGGGAGGUCCGCUCACGUUCAAGGCUUUAGGUCAGUCCCGCAGUGGGGAGUUUUCCUCGGCCUCGAGUUCAUCUUCCUUUGCGACGGGCAGCAAGACGAAAGCGCAGCCUCUCGACCGGGAGCAAGCAGCGGCGGGUAUAACUAGCGGGAAAACACAGAGGC